This is a messenger RNA of Lindgomyces ingoldianus, 1219 nucleotides long. Its product is annotated as short chain dehydrogenase/reductase family protein-like protein. The transcript is spliced from 5 exons. The record is from RefSeq and is a predicted model, not a curated record. Lineage: Eukaryota; Fungi; Ascomycota; Dothideomycetes; Pleosporales; Lindgomycetaceae. The coding region runs from base 56 to 1219 and encodes 387 amino acids.
AUACAAUUGCGCUCCAUAUGCGUUGAGAUGAAGCUUUCACACUUGCAUUUUCGUCAUGACGCAGCAGAAUAGCGUCCCUUCAUCGUCAAGGCCCCCACGCCCGCGAUCCCCACAUUUUCCACCCCACAAUGCUCCUCGUGUCUGGUUUAUCACAACGGGCACUUCUCCCAUCUCCAUUGCUCUAGCAAGGCAAGCGCUCGAACAUGGCGACUAUGUUGUGGCCGGUGUACUGCCGAUUCCGUUCGAGAAAAGAGAAGGCCAGAGUGACGAUUUCCGGAGCUUCCUAGAAGAUGUAAAGAAGACCGAAAGGUGGAGAGAGAGGCUGAGAGUUGUUGGACUAGACGGGAGGAUUGUGGGCCAGUGCCAAGCUGCCAUAGCAGAAGCUGUUGAAGCUUUUGGAAGGAUUGAUGUACUCCUUGGAAGCACCAGCGAAGCCGUUAUUGGAACGGUCGAAGAGAUGGCUCAAACGUCGCGAACUAUCAGCCUCGUCAAUGAGACCUUUGAGACCAAUUUCUUCGCAAAUGUGAACAUAAUCAAGGCGGUCCUGCCCACCAUGCGGCAGAGGAAGAACGGCCAUGUGAUUAUGUUAACCGGAAUAACCGGGCAUUUGGGUACACCAGGACUAGGCAUGUACUGUUCUUCUCAAUGGGCGAUUGAAGGUUAUUGCGACAGUCUUGCAUACGAGAUCGCACCCUUCAAUGUCAAGAUGUCUAUUGUACAAGCUAACAUGGAGGUCAACGUCUUGACUAACCGCAUGACCUCUGUGCCACCUUUACCCGAGUAUUCGCAAGCUGAAAAUCCUGCACCGUUAGCACGCGAAAUCUUCUCCGGUCUACUCGAUAAACUCGACCAAGUCAACAAUCCAUCCACUUUCGCGGAAGAUAAGUCACCCACAACUAGUUCCUCUACUGCAAGCCCCGACACUUUCAUGCAUGAGCCUUCCAUCGGCGAUCUUCUCAGCUCCGAUACCGUCACAUCGCUAUACCCUCCACUGCCUUCAGUAGUCAAGGCUUCGUUAAUCGCAGAAACUGUUCACGCUCUUACUGCCAUCGGAGGUCACGAUAAUCCACCUGCACGACACAUUGUCGGAUUCGAGGGUGUGACUGCUGUAAAAGAAAAAUUAAAAACAACAAGUGAAGAGUUAGAGGAUUUCAUUGAAGUAAGCAAUGCGGUGGACAUUACCCGAGACGAUGGGCAAACACCAAUGAUGCUGGAUUAG